UGUACUGGAUAUUACACAACUCUGGAGUCUUGCUGAACGUUAGACAAACUAUCAAACAUGGAUAUUCUGUACACUGCCCUUGCAGUUUUGAGCUUGAGCUUUUUGUUGUUUUUUAUAAAGUUCCCUUAUUUCCUGCAUGACUUUGUGUUCAUAAUGAAAUCCCUCAGGGUCAGGUCAAAGCGCAUGAAGUUUCGGAAGAGAGUUCCCUUCUACACGGUGCUCGACUGCUUUGUGGCUGCAGUACACAGACACCCACACAAACCCUUUGUUGUGUUUGAGGAUGAUGUCUACACGUACCAGCAGGUGGACCGCUGGAGCAACAGGGCAGCACACGCGCUGCGUAAACACACCAACCUGCAAGAGGGAGACACGGCCGCGCUGCUCAUGGCCAAUGAACCACACUUCAUCUUCCUCUGGCUCGGGCUGAUGAAGAUCGGAUGCUCUAUAUCACUUCUCAACACCAACAUUCGGGGAAAAUCUUUAAUGCACUGCUUCUUGUGUUGUGAAGCGAAAGUGCUGAUCGCAGGAGAAGAGUAUCGCAGUGCAGUGUGUGAGGUGCUGCCCGAGUUGCACAUACGUGGUGUAAGUGUUUUCCUGUUGUGUGAUAAUUGUGACUUUGAUGGAGUUCAGUCUCUGAAAGACAAGAUGGACAUCAGUGACGACGGGCCUGUGAGUCACACACUGAGAGCUAACAUCACCAUGAAAAGCCCAGCCUUUUACAUCUAUACAUCAGGAACUACAGGUCUCCCUAAAGCAGGAGUUCUUCUUCAUGAACGAAUAUGGGGUGGCGCUUUCUUCCAGUCUCUGUUUGGUGUCAAGCCUGAUGAUGUCAUCUACAUACCACUCCCCCUUUACCAUGCUGCAGGACUGAUCAUUGGCCUCGGUGGGGCAAUAGAGAGGGGAAUCACAGUGGUGUUGAGGAAGAAGUUCUCAGUGUCUCAGUUUUGGACUGACUGCAGGCAAUACAACGUGACAGUGAUCCAGUAUAUCGGAGAGAUCAUGCGCUACCUCUGUAACACACCCAAGAGAGACACAGACCGGCAGCACUCGGUGCGACUCGCCAUCGGAAACGGACUUCGUCCUGAAGUCUGGCAAGAAUUUCAGUGCAGGUUUGGUGUGAAAAAAAUUGGAGAGUUCUACGCUGCCUCCGAUGGGAACAUGGGCUUCUUGAACUACACGGGGAAAGUCGGGGCUGUGGGCAAAGUGAACUUCCUCCAGAGGAAACUUGAUCUUCAUGCACUGAUUCAGUUCGACCAUGAGAGAGAUGCACCGGUGCGGGACAGCAGGGGGCGCUGUGUCCCUGUUCAAACAGGUGAAACAGGUCUUCUGGUGUGUAAGAUCACUGAGAUCACUCCAUUUGCAGGAUAUUCAGGAAAUCCAGAACUAACAGAGAAGAAGAAGCUGCGUAAUGUGUUUGAGGACGGAGAUGUUUAUCUGAACAGUGGAGACUUAUUAAGGACAGACCACCAGGGCUUCAUGUACUUCCAGGACCGCAUUGGAGACACUUUCAGAUGGAAAGGAGAGAACGUGGCCACCACUGAAGUAGCUGGCAUUAUUUCAGCACUGGAUUUUGUUGAGGAUGUGUGUGUGUAUGGUGUCAAGGUUCCAGGUCAUGAGGGUCGUGUCGGCAUGGCAGCGCUGACACUAAAGGACGAGCAAGAGUUUGACGGUGAAAAAGCUUUCAGUCACAUCACCAACUUCCUGCCGGCGUACGCCAGGCCCCGCUUCAUCCGCAUCCUGAGGAGCAUGGAGUUGACUGGGACAUUUAAACAGGUGAAAAUAUCUCUGAUGAAGGAUGGAUUUGAUCCUGAGAGAGUGACUCCACCCAUCUACUUCCUGAAGGAGAACUACAAGAGCUACAUCCCACUCACACACACACACUACAACACUAUCAUAUCAGGGGAGAUCUGCUUCUGAACACACACACACUCAUGCACACACACACACACACACACACACAUAAACACACACACACACACACUCACUCACACCUAGACACACAUGCACACACAAAUAAACACACACCUAGACACACACAAAUGCACACACUCACACACUUAUAAACACACAGACACACACACUCUACAAUACUAUCAUAUCAGGGGAGAUCUGCUUCUGAACCCACACACACACACUCAUGCACACACACACACACACAUACACACACACACACAUAAACACAAACACAC
Molecule: messenger RNA, 2189 nt
Organism: Tachysurus vachellii
Lineage: Eukaryota; Metazoa; Chordata; Actinopteri; Siluriformes; Bagridae
Product: long-chain fatty acid transport protein 2-like
Exons: 10
Coding region: 58-1917 (619 amino acids)
Molecular function (GO): long-chain fatty acid transmembrane transporter activity; long-chain fatty acid-CoA ligase activity
Source: RefSeq, a predicted model, not a curated record